This is a messenger RNA of Bacidia gigantensis, 2211 nucleotides long. RefSeq lists its product as uncharacterized. The coding region runs from base 1 to 2211 and encodes 736 amino acids. The transcript has 5 exons. The record is from RefSeq and is a predicted model, not a curated record. Lineage: Eukaryota; Fungi; Ascomycota; Lecanoromycetes; Lecanorales; Ramalinaceae.
AUGUCACCAAUCUGCUCACUACCGCUCCUGGGAAUCUUGGCAUCAAGCCAGGGCGCAGGGCUUGCGGAUCAAUGGGCUCAGGGUCGCGAAUUCUUCAAUUGCUGUGGCCCAACGGAAGUCACAAUUGUCAAUACAAUACAUAAACAUCAAGCAGGGCAAUCGCUAUCAAUUGGUCGGCCUGUUCCAAACACGACUGUCUAUAUCCUGGAUGAAAAUGAGGAACCUGCACCUAUAGGAGCCAGCGGCGUUAUGUGGGUUGGGGGCUCCUGCGUCUCGAAGGGCUAUGUCAAUCUUCCAGAACUGACGAAUGCUCGCUACAAAGCGGAUAAAUUUUUGAAUAAUGGGCGCAAGAUGUUCAACACCAAUGACUUAUGCAGAUGGAGAGAAGAUGGCACGGUUGAGUCAUUAGGCCGAGUUGACGAUCAAGUCAAGAUCAAGGGUUUCCGUGUGGAGCUGGAUGGUGUGUCAGCUGUGAUUGAGUCACAUCCUGAUGUCACGAAAGCAUGUGCUCUACUUGCCGACGGCAACCUGUGCGCAUAUUAUGCCGGUCCCACCCCAAUUAGCAAUGAUGAGCUCGAAGCAAUUUCCGCAAAGACUCUACCGUACUACGCUGUCCCUACGAAGUGGAUUUGGGUACCAGAGAUUCAGCUUACCCCAAACGGGAAAAUCGACAAGAAGAUGCUUCAAGCUUCAAUAACGGCAUGCUCUGGUGACAUCACUCCUCUGACGCUUUCUACACCCUCAUCCAUCUUGGGUUCCCAGGCAUCUAAGGAAGGUAUCACUGAGAAAGGUUUGGCGAGAGUAUCGAAGGUGCUUACCACUCAUUCAUCGCCUGACAGCCAAGAGACUUUGACCGAGAAAGAUUUCACCUUACCGCCAGAGAAAGGGGCACAUAGCCUUAUGUGGCUGCGUUACUACUUUUUCACCAUGUACCGCCGUCUCUUCGGCAUUGUCUUUAUUGGCAACCUGGCGGCCAUUCUCACCAUCUUUGCUUACCGUCGAACUCUGGACAACUUGCGAAUUUCCGACUUGGCUACUGCCACCGCUUCAAAUGUCACCGCUGCUUUGCUUAUGCGACAGGAAUAUGUCAUCAACCUCCUCUUCACCAUCGCUUGUUCUGUGCCGACCUGGAUGCCACUCUUCAUCCGACGAAAUUGUGCGAAAGUCUUCCAUAUCGGAGGUAUCCAUUCAAGUGCCGGCGUGGCAGCUGUCUUCUGGUUUGUAAUACUCACAGUUGCCGCUACAAUAGGUCUCGCAGCGCCAAAAAAGACCUCACUAGGCAAAACCAAUCCCGCAAUCGUUGUUAUCGUAUACCUAAUUCUCGCGCUUUUCGUCUCUAUUCUCGUCAGCGCACACCCGUCCUUCCGAGCAAAGCGUCAUAACGUUUUUGAAAAGACACAUCGUUUCGCAGGCUGGACCAUCCUCGCUCUUUUCUGGAUCCUCACCGUCCUCAGCGCUGACGCUUCUCGCGGAUCAGCAUCCCUUUCUAAGACCCUCACCACCGACCCGACCCUCUAUCUCCUCAUCGUCUCCACCAUCAGCGUCAUCCUCCCCUGGCUCCGUCUCCGCAAAGUCCCUGUCCGUUCCGAAGUCCUUUCUUCGCACGCCAUCCGUCUACAUUUCACCUACACCAACACCUACCCAGGCACCGCAGUCCGCAUCUCUGAGCGCCCCUUAAUCGAAUGGCACGCUUUUGCAACGGUCGCCAAACCGGGGGUCGACGGUUUCAGUCUCGUCGUGAGCAACGCGGGAGACUGGACUAAACGUCAGAUUGGCCGUGCUCCGGAAAAGCUCUGGGUCCGUGGUAUUCCCGCUUGCGGCGUCUUGAGGAUCGCGCCGCUGUUUAGGCGCAUCGUCCUUGUCGCUACUGGUAGCGGUAUUGGCCCUUGUCUGCCUGUUCUGUUGGCAAAGAAAGUCCCCAUGCGCGUGUUCUGGUCAACGCCAAAUCCGGAGCAGACCUUUGGCAAGGAAAUCAUAGAGGCUGUCAGGGGCGCGGAUCCGGAUGCUGUCAUUUGGAAUACGAGGACGCAGGGCAAACCAGAGAUGGUUGAGGAGGUGUGGAAGCUGGUGGUAGAAUCUGGAGUGGGCAGCAAUGGGAGGUUUAAUGCGGAGGCGGUGUGCAUUAUUGCGAAUCAAAAGGUCACGAAGAAAGUGGUCAGGGGUAUGGACGUGAGAGGGAUGGCCGCUUAUGGCGCGAUCUUUGAUUCUUGA